CGCGUGCUCAGAAGGACGAUCGAAUGCGCUUCCAAGUCGUCAUGCGUCUUUGCUUGGGGUCUCAAGAAGUCCGAGAAUUUUCGUCCUUCCGAGAAAAAGUUCAACAUUGGCAGCUUGGACGUGAACGGCGGACUUCUCGAGCCCCGUGGGUGGGCCCCGUCGCAAUUGCGCACCGAUGUUGAUUGAAUAGACGGGCUAUCUCAUGACACGGCAUUUUGUUUCGUCCUCUGUUCUGUUUGGAGGCAGUUGAAUGAGCUCUCAGCAUUACAUGAUGAGCAAUGUUGGUGCUGAUCGAAGGUUUGUCGACGAGGCUAGUUGAGUCACGCGACGCGGGAGGUUCUUGUGGACCUCGAGGUGAUGGCGUCCCCUGGUUUCGAGCGCGUCUGGGGAGCUUGGCUCGAUCAGGCUUUGUUGGAUUUGGGGCGUCUUCAGCUGAAUCGGAAGUUGUUGUCGAUCAACAGUUCGGUUCAUUCCGCCCGCGAUGGUUGUAGUAAGCUGCGGGUUGAGAAUUUGGGCAGUUUGGAGAAUGUCGAAACUUUUGAGGCUUUGGGGCCUUGGGAUCGGGAGACCGUGGACAUGACGGUGUCGCAGUCAGAUUUCACAGAGUGGCUGGGCGGCGAUUCUUCUACGGGACAGCGUGUCUGCGUUGACUUCGUUAAGUCGAAUGAUUCCCCAUCUUCCGAGUCAACGUCAUCAAAAUCCAAUCACAGCUUGCGCCUGUUUUCUGGGAAUGAUUACUUGGGCCUAUCUGCUCAUCCCUCAGUUCGACUAGCUGCCGCUCGGGCUGCAAUGGAAUAUGGAAUGGGGCCCAGAGGUGCGGCACUUAUAUGUGGCUAUACAUAUCAUCAUCGUCGAUUGGAGUCGGCCUUGGCUGAGCUGAAACAUACCGAGGAAUGUUUGUUAUGCCCCACUGGUUUCGCUGCAAACAUGGCAGUUAUGACAGCGCUCUCCAGUGUUCUGAAAGGAACUCUGUCAGCGAAGGGAGGUGCUUUCGCAAUCUUUUCGGAUUCUUUGAACCAUGCAUCGAUCAUAGAUGGAGUCCGUCUUGCCCAGAAGACUGGUUAUGCAGAAGUCUACCAGUACAGACACUCGGAUAUGGUGCAUCUGGAGAAACUGCUGCUGGAAUGUAAGCUUCAACGGAAGGUUGUGGUGACAGACAGUUUGUUCAGUAUGGAUGGGGACUUUGCUCCAAUGACAGAAUUGGCUUCUCUCCGUCGAAAGUACAACUUCUUGUUAGUGGUCGAUGACGCACAUGGCACAUUGGUCUGUGGAGAAAAUGGAGGAGGUGUUGCAGAGGCAUUCGGCGUGGAGCAUGAUGUUGAUAUAUAUGUGGGCACUCUAAGCAAGGCUUUUGGCUGCCAUGGUGGUUUCAUUGCAACUAGCCGAAAAUGGAAGCAGUGGAUUCAGUCACGAGGCCGCUCAUUCAUAUUCUCAACAGCCCUUCCUAUUCCCGUUGUUACGGCUGCUUAUGCUGCCAUAGUUGUUGCACGUGAAGAGAAAUGGAGGCAGCAUGUUUUGUGGGAAAGAGUUCGACAACUGUCUGCUGGUAUUGGCGUAGACUUGGUCAGCCCAAUUGCUCCCAUCAUUAUUGGGAGUGCAGACGAGGCCGUUUUGGCAAGCAGGGAACUAUUACAAGCUGGUUUUCAUGUCCUCGCCAUACGGCCGCCCACUGUUCCCGAAGGCUCUUCUAGACUUCGAAUUACUCUGUCCUCAUCCCACACGGAAGCCGAUGUAGCAGCGCUAUUGGAUGCUCUUCCUUCAUGGAUCAAGGAACGGGCUAAAACACGGCCCUCGUUGAGCAUCUCUUCAUCCUGUAGAUGGCAGCCUUCAGUUUUGACUGAAAGGUUGGGUCUUCUCGAACCCUUUAGUUCACGAGGGUCGAAGCAGUACAACAGAGAAGCUGGACUUUCGAGGUUAUAAAUUAGGACCAGGCGCAGAUUCUUACCGUUCGCGAGUACAGUGCUGGUUAUCGUGGUUAGUCACACGUCGUUAGUCAGGCCAUUUUGUCACAGCGCCGUGUAGAAACUGUUUUAGUUGCUACUAUCAAUCGCACAUGCUGGUCAUAGUGUAGCGAACCCUGGGAUUCAUAAUCUACAGGAGAGUAGGACACUCAGUGAGUUGAGGGUUUUAAGAUCUACAGCAAUUUUGCAACAUAAGAGUAGUUCACGUAGUAAACGAUUUUGUUAGUUCUGGCAGGAAAGCAAUCGCUUAUUCAUGGUGGUCAAUACGAAAAGAGCAUUAGAACAUUGUCUUUUGUAGGUUGCACAGCGUUCCUAGACUGAACGAAUACUUUGAUAACUGUUUACAUCAUGGUCUUUCGUCAAGUUCUACAAUUUACGCCACAGCCUCUUUCA
Molecule: messenger RNA, 2354 nt
Organism: Marchantia polymorpha subsp. ruderalis
Lineage: Eukaryota; Viridiplantae; Streptophyta; Marchantiopsida; Marchantiales; Marchantiaceae
Source: the annotation of a GenBank genome assembly